This is a messenger RNA of Morone saxatilis (striped sea-bass), 1264 nucleotides long. RefSeq names its product mitochondrial ribosomal protein L3 (gene mrpl3). Gene Ontology annotation, biological process: translation. The transcript is spliced from 10 exons. Lineage: Eukaryota; Metazoa; Chordata; Actinopteri; Moronidae. Gene Ontology annotation, molecular function: structural constituent of ribosome. The coding region runs from base 148 to 1173 and encodes 341 amino acids. The record is from RefSeq and is a predicted model, not a curated record. Gene Ontology annotation, cellular component: mitochondrial large ribosomal subunit; ribosome.
GAACUGUUUUGGUCACGUACCGGAAGUAGCCAGGGUGACAUUUAGAGCAACGAAGGCAUGGUUGUCCAUUUCUCGUGAGACUCCCAUGUCCUUCUAGUUUGUCUGUCUCUUUAUACUUCAGUCCAAGUGUUUGCACUGAAGAGCGCAAUGGCGGCGUGGAGCUGUCGGUUUGUCCUCCGGAGAGGAACAACUCUGUUUUCUCUCCGAGCAGCAGCUGAAAGUCCUGCCCAUUUGAUGGGUUGUAUUAGGACAGUAAAGACCACAACAUGGUUUGAGGAACACCUCACAGAGGAUAACCAGGAGUACAUGAGGAAGAGCAUGGCAGAGGAAUACAGAACACAAACAGCUGAAAAGCUCAACCCGCUCAAAGAUGAGCCCUGGCAGCGACAUGAGUGGACAGAGGGCAGUCGAAGAGUUGGGUUAGUGGCAGUGAAGUUGGGGAUGGCUCCUAUCUGGACGAAAACAGGAGAAAGGCAUGUCGUCACCAUGUUACAGGUGGAGGACUGUCAUGUAUUAAAAUACCUGCCCAAAGAAGAAUAUAAUGGACGCACUGCCGCCCUCUUGGUGGGAGGAAAAAACGCAUCGCCAUUCUAUAUGUCUGAACAGCAGAUGGAGAUGUAUAGGGAUGCAGGAGUGCCUCCAAAGCAGAAAGUCUCCACAUUUAAAGUCACCGACAACGCCAUCCUCAAGCCAGGCACUCCUCUGUAUGCGGCACAUUUCCGUCCGGGGCAUUAUGUGGACAUCACAGCCAAAUCCAUUGGUAAAGGUUUUCAAGGCGUAAUGAAGCGAUGGGGGUUCAAAGGUCAGCCAGCCACCCACGGCCAAACCAAAACUCACCGUAGACCGGGAGCUUCUGGACCUGGAGGGGAUCCAGCCAAAGUUUUCAAAGGAAAAAAGAUGCCCGGCAUGUUGGGCAACAUUAGCGUCACAGCUUAUGGACUGAAGAUAUGGAGGGUCAAUACCAAGUAUAAUGUGCUGUAUGUUCACGGCUCUGUCCCCGGCCACAGGAACUGCUUACUGAAGGUAAGAGACUCCAAACUGCCAAACAGAAACUCCACCCUGAUCAACCCACCAUUCCCUACCUAUUUCACUGAAGAGGAAGGCGCCCUGGAUGAAGACCUUUACGAUGAGAACUUGUUCGUCCACACAGAUCCGUCAUUAACACUGUCCUGACCACUUACACACACACACGCAAAUGCGUCACGUUUCCACCUAAACCUGCAAACUAUGUCUUGACCCUUUAAUAAAUAGUAAUUCCUUUGAA